GGCGCGGGCGGUGUGUCGGUGGUCAUUUAAUUCUAACAUAACCAAUACAUACGUUUAAUAUCGCUUGCCGAUACAGUAACGUUAUAAGGCACACAAUAAGGGCGAUUUUCAUUUCUCAAGAAAAUGAAAAGGCCAUAUACUUAUAUUAAAACCGAGUGUUACAUGAAAUUCAAGUGUAAUUCGCAUUACAGUAUGUCACACGUAUUUUGUAAGGUGUAUUCAUUUGGGUUCAAAACGUUGCGCAAUUGCCAAUUUGAAAGAUGGCUGCUGUGCAAGUAAUCGAAGCAGAGAAAGUGUACAUCAUGCACGGCGUGCAGUUCCGUAAAUGCGACUCCAGAAUUUGAAGGUCGAGGAGGGGAGAGCCUUGGCAAAGAGAUUGCGAACACAUUGUACAGAGUCUUCGAUAAUGGCCGCAACAUAGUCCCUCUGUAUUUGUCCAAUGGAACACUGCUGGACUUUCUAUGUAUAUGUGUUGCUGUUGCAGUGUGACGGAAACCUUUUUGAUGCAAUCUCAGUUGCAAUCAAGGCUGUGCUUUUUCAUACAAGGAUCCCCAAAGUCCAGAUGAUUGAGGAUGAGGAGGGUACGAAGGAAAUUGAGCUGUCGGAUGACUCGUAUGACUGUAUGAGACUCAACGUAGAAAACGUCCCCUGUAUUGUGACCCUGCAAGUAUAAUUGUAAACAACAUUGGAAGAGACAGACCAAAAUCC
This is a messenger RNA of Polyodon spathula (Mississippi paddlefish), 708 nucleotides long. Its product is annotated as exosome complex component RRP42-like. The record is from RefSeq and is a predicted model, not a curated record. NCBI's taxonomy places the organism in Eukaryota, Metazoa, Chordata, Actinopteri, Acipenseriformes, Polyodontidae. The transcript has 5 exons. Gene Ontology annotation, biological process: nuclear mRNA surveillance; nuclear polyadenylation-dependent rRNA catabolic process; exonucleolytic trimming to generate mature 3'-end of 5.8S rRNA from tricistronic rRNA transcript (SSU-rRNA, 5.8S rRNA, LSU-rRNA). Gene Ontology annotation, cellular component: cytoplasmic exosome (RNase complex); nuclear exosome (RNase complex). The coding region runs from base 440 to 673 and encodes 77 amino acids.